AAAAAAAACAUUUUUGUUGGUUGACGAAAACACCCCUAUGCAAAUGUCUGAAGUUUUCUUCUCUCUCACCUUCCCAAUCGCUCUCCUUGCAAGUUCAGCUGCUCCAAUCGCACCUAAUUCCUCUUCUCCUCUCUCUCUCUAUUCUGUAAAUUCUCCAUACUGAUUUCUUCAUUUAAUUCCGCCAUUGAUUGCAACUCUUCCCCACUCAACUUCUCCCAUUCUCGUUUCCCGGAAAAAUUGCAUAGUAAUUAUCAAUAACUGUCUUUUUUUUAAAGUGUGUGACUAUGUGUUUCUGUAACGGGCAGCUUUUGCUUCUUCUCCCCACUGUGUGACUGUGUGCGCUUUCAGUUUUUCUUUUUUUACACCCCCUAUUGUGUUGGCUGGAGAGUAAGCUAAAAGCCAUGCCGCUGGUUAGAGUGGAGGUGAGGAGUGAGUUCGGCCUCGGUGCUCCGGAAGUGUACACAAAUGCCAAUAAGGAGGAUCCUAAGGCCGUUCUCGAAGGCGUCGCCGUCGCCGGCCUUGUCGGGAUCUUACGCCAGCUUGGUGAUCUCGCUGAAUUUGCAGCAGAAGUAUUUCACGGCUUACAGGAGCAAGUGAUGAUAACUUCCUCCCGAAGCCAUAAGCUGAUGGAACGUGCGCAAAGAAUUGAGGCUGCCCUUCCUCCGCUUGAGAAGUUGGUUUUAUCACAAAGGAGCCAUUUGCACUUUGCCUACACUUCAGGAGCCAGUUGGCAUUCCCGUCUCAGGAGUGAACAAAACCAUUUCAUAUACAAUGACUUGCCAAGAUUCAUAAUGGAUUCCUAUGAACUUUGUCGAGGGCCUCCACAUCUGAACUUACUUGACAAAUUUGAUCCUGGUGGCCCUGGGUCUUGCCUGAAACGAUAUUCUGAUCCAUCAUUCUUCCGAAGAGCUUCAUCUAAGCAAGGUGAAGCACAUGUUGAUAAAAUCUUAAAGAACAAGAAAGGACGCAAAUUUAAGAAGAGAAGUUCCUUGCAGAAGACGGGGGUACAUUCACGUGCAGCAUCAUUCUCAACUGGGGUGCAUUCACGUGCAGCAUCAUUUUCAACUGCCAAUAGCAGAAUGCAGGUUUCUUCACCAAGAAUGGAUGGACGGAGGUUGCCGUUUCAAGCCUUCACUUCACAUAGUGAUAGAAAAAUGGACUUAGGAGAGCAAUCUGUGUAUUCGGGUUCAAGAUAUUGGUCAGGCGAUUUAGAUCAUCUAUCAAGCUACUCAAUGAAUAAUGGGGAACAAGAUUACAAUGAAUCCUACUCUUCUUCUGCAAGAAUGCCUCAUAAAAAUACAAAUGGUUGCGAUUUUGUAGAUGACAGAAGUUCAGUUUUGGAUGACAUGCGGAGUACUCCGUCUGUUGAGGAAGCUGGACCCUCUCCUUUUUGUGUCACCUCGGAUGGAAAGUCAGAGAUAUUGGAGACUGCGGCUAUGGAAUAUGACCAUGAGGAGCUGAGGGGAACAUUCUCUAUUGAUUUUGACUUCAACGGUGAGGAGAGUGGAGCCGCCAUUUUAACUUCCAAGGAACCUGACAAUCUUGAAAAUUUGGAGACUCUGGAAAUGACUUUUAAUGGAGAAGCUGAGGAUAAAGGAGCUCACGACCAUGAUUACACUGAAGAGACGCUUUCAACGAAAGCUGAGGACAAAGGAGCUAAUGACCAUGAUUACUCUGAAGAGACACUUUCAACAAAUUUCGACUUGGCAACUCAGGGCAUUGGAGCCGCUAAUUCCGGAGCAGCCCUGGAUUAUAAUCUUGAUCAGGGUUUCGAAAAUAUUUCUCCAAAUUUUUACCUAGAAACCCAGGAUGGGAAAGUUACUCAUGUGGAAAGUGUUGACCUAGAUUUUCUUGAUGGUGAUGAGCUCUCAAUGCCACUCUCUAGCAAUAAUCUGUUAGAAGGUUCUGAAAGUGCUGAUAUGAGUUCCCAGCGAAAAGUUGAAAGUUUAUUGCUGACUGGAGAUGAUCAUCAUCAUGAAGUUGAAAGCGAGGCAGAGAAUUAUGUGGAUGCGCUGAAUUCCAUUGAGUCAGAGUAUGAUACUGAUGUAGAUGGCCAAACCAAGCAAGAAGAGGAACAACCUGAUUUUGAUAAGAAUGUAGUUGAUAGUGGAUUAGAUAUCUUUACGAGUGUGUCCAUGAGUCAUUCCUCUAAUUAUGAAACUCGUAACAUUACUAGUACUUCACAUAAUGACGAGCCAGAGCUUCCUGAAACUUCUUCUGGAGAGGGGGAAAAGGCUGAGGUUAUAUCCAACUUAUUACCCUUGGAAUUGCCUGGCUCCAUACAUUCUCCUCAAAUUUCUAGCAAUCAUCUGGAUUCAGGCAGUACACAGGAAGUUGGUUCAUGUGAUACUGUUGAAAGUCUGCUUAACUCAAAGGAUACUACAAGUAAUUCUCAUGAUAUUGGUGCAUCGGGGUUGCCUGAAACUUGUCAUGGAGAGAAACAAAGUUCUGAGAUUUUAUCCAACUCGUCAUCCUUGGAAUUUUCUGGCUUCAUACAAUCUCCUCAAAUUGCUAGUCAUAGUUUGGAUUCAGGCCAUAUACAGGAUGUUGGUUUAUGUGCAAAUGUUGAUGGGCCGAUCUCUACAGACAAUUCUGUCAUUACUAGAAUUCCCUCUGGCCCUGCAGAGUCGCUUUCAGGUGUUCCAGAUGGUGAUAGAACAACAAGCAGUAACUCAGAGCUGGAUAAUGCUUCUCCUCAACAUUCUAUUGUUACUCCAGUUAAGUUGUGGACAAAUGGUGGUUUACUUGGGCUGGAGCCAUCAAAACCUCCGGAUUUCAGUUUGUUAAAUGUAUCAACUCAGGUUUCUCAAAAGGAUAAUAAUUACAUGAUUGGUCCUUCUACAGCAGAAUCAAAAAUGACGGAGAAGAGCUGCAGUGGUGUUGAGGGGAAAGGUAUUGCCAACUUCUCUACAUCAUCCCAAGAUGAUAGGAAAGGUGGAAUUUUCAUGAAAAAGGCAUCAUGGUUAUUUUCGUCAGCUGAUUUAGGUGCUAAUCUGCAAAAGCUGAGUGAUCCUUCUGCUCCCAGUUAUGCUGAUACUUGGCAAAAAAAUGGUAAAAGUGAAACACAUGGAUCUGUUCAGCCUGUUACGCCAGAUAUCCACUCUCCUCGAAACAGUCAAGAAAAUAGUAGCAAUUCCUCCCGAAUGUUGGAGUUGGGAAACAGACUGUUUAUGAAUGGAUUUCACCGGAAACCAUCUCUAGACAGGGAUGAUAAUUUCACUUCCACCAGUUCUAAUGCUGGAGUUUUUGAGAAGGAUAUUGGCCAAAAAGUUGACAACCAGAUUCCCUCUGAAAGAAGUAAAAACAUGUUGAGAAGUAGAUCGCCAUUUGUUUCUCCUCCAUCAUCGCCCCCUCUUGGACAUAUGAAAAUCUCUUUCCACCCUGUAAAUGGUUAUGAAGCACAACUUCAGUUGAAGUUUUCUGAUGGGACUGUUAGUCGCGAAAGUGACAAAGAUACUUUUCCUUCAUUUCAGCUUGUUCCCGAGCCUACAGUUCCAUUGCGUGAUGCUGUUUCAGAUUCUGAGGACGAUACGUUCUGUAGAUCCUCGGCCUAUGGGUCGGAUUGUCUUAGUUAUCAGUCUGAUUUGAAUUCUGAGCUGUGGGAAUCUGAUGCUUCUCCAAGUACUAAUAAUCACGAGUUAUAUGAUUCUCUACACGGCAUUUCAUUCAGUGAAUCGGCUAUAACGUCCUGGAAUACUGAAACAUUGGUCCAGGGAGAUGUCAAUAACAACUACAGAACUCAAAAUUCUUUGUCCAGAGGCAAUGUGGAAUAUUCCCAAUCUGAUCAUAUUUAUGAUCUCCCAAGUUUGGACUUACUGCAGAUUUCAGUCAUGGAAAGGAAAAGCCAUGAGCUUAAAAAUCAUGUUGAACCACUAUGUGCUAAAGAGGCUGCACCCUCACCUCCACCUCUUCCUCUACCUCAAUGGCAAGCUAGAAAACCGCUAUUAGAGUCGGAAGAGAACAUCCAAUUUGUUGUAACUGAGAACACAAACAGUUCUUUUGAUGGGAAGUUUGGAUCCGCCAUUAGUCAACAACCAAAGCCAGCUCCUGUUACACAAGAACAUAUUAUUGAGGCCUCCCAGACAUUCAAAAGCAAGAAGACCGAAUCACAGAGAGCGAGUAGGCAAAAAGAGGUCAAUCAAGCAGUGUAUCAAAAGGACCUAGAAGAGAAGGACGACUUUUUGCAUCAGAUCAGAACCAAAUCCUUUAAUCUAAGACGAACUUCGACAGCUAAGCCAGCAGCUGCAGCAGUUCCUCUAACCAGUGUCCAGGUCACUGCAUUACUGAAGAAGGCAAACGAGAUUCGCCAGGCAGUUGGAAGUGACGGGGAAGAUGACGCGUGGAGUGACGCCUGAGUUCUUCGAAGGCGUGAUUCUGUCUAAUCAUAGUCAUAUGAAGAGGUAGGUGAGGUUGUACUGUAUUUAUCGGUCCAUGUGAAUCUACUUAGAGAAGCUUGCCCUCUUUGUAAUCAGUCUAGGUUCUUGUAUCUUGAUGAUUGUUUUGUUUAAGUUAAUGGUCUCUUGAUAUCCUUGAUAUUGUUAAGGUCGUAUAGGUUAGGUAAAGCAUCUCUAGAAUUGUGGUCCUUUAUCAGGGUAAUUGCACAGAGGUAGUAAACACUAGGGUCAAGGAUUCUUCAAUAAUGACUGUCACGUCCAAAAAUUAAUACUUUUUUCCGUCUCAAAGUUACUGUCAUAUUUGUUAUAUCAAAACAGGACAAUCAUUUAGAGACAAAAAGAGUAAGUUACUGCAAAUGAUCUUGCAUUCAUAGCAAAAAAAUGCUAAAUUUCAAUGUAUGCCUGUAUGGAAGCAGCACUCUUUACUAUCCCCAUAAAUAAAGGAAUGCAAAAACAUGAGACAAAAGCAUAACUUGGCAGAAAACCUGAUCCUGAAAAGCUUAUCUGUGAUUUCCAACUCUACAGGAUAAAUUCCACAUUUUAAUCUAUAGUAGUCACUCUGUCUUAAAAAAAAAAUAAUAAAAAAAUAAUCCACCAUAUGACUUGUGAAUUGUGCUAUUGAAAAUACAAAACACAAAUUGUAAUGAG
Molecule: messenger RNA, 5042 nt
Organism: Oldenlandia corymbosa var. corymbosa
Lineage: Eukaryota; Viridiplantae; Streptophyta; Magnoliopsida; Gentianales; Rubiaceae
Source: the annotation of a GenBank genome assembly